AUGUCAUCAGGCCUUACAGAGGAACAACAGAGAAGAAUUGAAGAGAACCGCCAGAAGGCUUUGGCUAGGAGAGCAGAGAGGCUAGCAGCCCAGAGAGGUGGGCAGGUGGGGAUUGCUGGACCUCAGGCGAAAGAACAGAGUCCAGGCAAUCGCGGAAACUUGAAGCAAGAAAGCAAUCAUGUUGGGUUCAUUACCCAGCACCAACAGAAUCCAAACAGUCCUGUGGAGCAGAAGAGCUGUCUUCAGAAGGAUUAUAAUCAUUACACUGCAAACCAACAGAUGGCUGGUUCACAUGGAGAGCAACAAAAGAAUUGUUCAGAGGACUCGGAACAAGCAAGUGGCAUUAAGCAGUGCCCUACAACGAUCCCAAAUUCUCUGAGUUAUUCCCAUAAACAUUGCUUGGAUGCUGGUGAUCAAGAACAGGGACAACAAGCUUUAAUUAAUCUUGGUACAUUCCAGCAGCCCAAGUGCUACCCAGCUUUCAAAAGCCCUACAGAACCAUCUCAUCCUAGAUUAAUUGACAAUGAGUACCCUGGUGGUACUAAAGACUUACAAAGUCAGAACAAAUCUGCCAUAAAAUAUGUUUCACCACCAAGCAGCGCUACCCCGAGUGAUUCAGAAAUGCUGAUAAACGCAAGCAGACCAAUGGAAAGAGAAGGGGGAGGUGGUGUCUGUCAGGCCAGUAGUAGGAUGCUGAAGCUGACCAGCUCUGCUGGUGCAGGCUCUACCUUUGAUUCUGCCUCUUGCAAGAAAGCAAAUAGUGUUACAAAAGGAAAAUGUGUGAAAUAUGGGGAAGACCGAUUCCAGGUUGAAAUAGGGUAUAAUGCUGAGCUUAUUGCUGUGUUUAAGAAGAUACCAAGCAAAAGCUAUGAUCCUGCUAUGAAAAAGUGGAAUUUCAGCAUGGAAGAUUAUAGCAUUUUCAUGAAAGCAGCAAAUCAACUUUCGUCAGUAAUUCUGGCACCACUGGAAGGAGAAAAUGUAGUUGACUUGGCAUCAGGCGCUCAUGUCAUUGGCAGUAGUGUUGAUGUGAAAUCCCUCUUGAAGAUGUGUAAGAACUGGAAGAAACCCUCAGCCCUUGUCAAAGGGAAGUGCGUGCUGAUCUCUCGCUUGCGGUUUGAGGUUGAUAUUGGGUAUUCUGCAGAAAUUAUUGGACUGUUCAAACAGAUGGAUUCCAGAAACUAUGAUAUGAACACCAGAAAGUGGAAUUUCCUGCUGGAGGACUAUCCCAAACUAAUGGAAAUGUUACAGAGCCUUGUGUCAAUAGAAGUGGAGCCACUGCCCGAGGCAGUAAUACAAACCUUUGCUGCUCAAAUGCAGAGAUCUGCACCACAGACAGACAUUCCUGAUGCUGACCUUUCAGUAGUGGACUCCAAAAUUGUGACGAGCCUCAUGCCCUUUCAGCGGGAAGGUGUGAAUUUCGCAAUUCUAAGAAAUGGACGUUUACUUCUUGCGGAUGACAUGGGCUUGGGCAAGACCAUACAGGCGAUCUGCAUUGCUGCGUAUUACCAAAAGGAAUGGCCCUUGCUGGUGGUGACUCCUUCUUCUGUGAGGUUUACGUGGGCAGAGGCAUUUCACAGGUGGCUUCCAUCCUUGAGUCCAGGUAGCACCAAUGUUAUAGUGACUGGCAAAGACAACCUAACAGCAAGCUUGAUCAACAUUGUCAGCUUUGACCUCCUCAGCAAGAUGGACAAGCAACUUAAGAGCACUUUCCAAGUAGUUAUUAUAGAUGAAUCUCAUUUCCUAAAGAACAUAAAAACUGCACGAUGCCGAGCUGCCAUGCCUCUACUCAAG
Pterocles gutturalis (yellow-throated sandgrouse) is the source of this 1791-nucleotide messenger RNA. Its product is annotated as SWI/SNF-related matrix-associated actin-dependent regulator of chromatin subfamily A-like protein 1. The record is from RefSeq and is a predicted model, not a curated record. The annotation marks the transcript as partial. Lineage: Eukaryota; Metazoa; Chordata; Aves; Pterocliformes; Pteroclidae. The transcript is spliced from 8 exons. Gene Ontology annotation, molecular function: ATP binding; ATP-dependent chromatin remodeler activity. Gene Ontology annotation, cellular component: nuclear replication fork. Gene Ontology annotation, biological process: replication fork processing; DNA repair.